AUGGAUAGAAUUGAAUAUAAUUAUGAUCCUCAAUAUAUGAUUGAAUCAAUAAAAGGAAAUCAAAGUGAAGCAACACCAACAAAAUCAUCAUCUCAUUAUGAUUCAUUAACAACGAAUGAAAAUCAACGAUAUUCAUUAAAUAAUUAUCCAACAACAACUUCAUCACGUAUUGGUGGAGUUAAUUUAAUUCGUCAAGAUUCUUAUAUAACAGCUGUACGAUCAGCUCAUCAAAAUGAACAAGGCAAUUUUGUUAAUUUGCAUGCUUUUGGUCACCUUGAUUUUUCCUUCAACCCUGAAACACCUAUUCUUCGACGGAAAGUACCUCAAUAUGGAAGAACACAGGAUACAUCAGAAUCAGAAUUAAAACAACGUCGAACAUCAUAUUUAAUUGCAACUGAUCAACGACUAGGAGCAAAUCAAGAAGGUUAUGUACCUUCGAAUUUUGUUAGAACAAAUAAAAAUGAAAAUUAUCCUUAUGAUAUUCAUCAUGAACAACAACAACAACAACAACAACAGAAAUUAAGAAAUGUCCCUGAUAAUCAAACACAAGCAAUUAAAAAAUUAAAGAAUUUUUUUGGUGAAGGAACACCAGAAGUAGCUCAUGCACUUGAUCAUCGAUCAUUAGUAUCUUCACCAUCAUCAUCAUUAAUUAAUCAAUCAAAAUCUAAUUCUUAUUUUGAUAAUAUAACAACAGCAACAGCAACAACAACAAAUCAACCAGAAUCAAUAUCAUUAACAACAAUAUCUGAUAAUUUAGAAGCAUCAAAAGAAGGAAUACUUUAUUGUAAAACUGUAUUAAAAGAUGGUCGUCGUGCACCGGAUCGUUCAUGGCGUGGUGCAUGGGCUGUACUUAGACGUGGUGCUUUAUUUCUUGGUAAAGAAAAAAAACAUGGAUUAUUAAUUCCACUUUCAUAUGAUUCAUUUCCAAUAAGUUUACAUAAUGCUGAUGUUGAAUUAGCAAAUGAUUAUAUUAAAAAACCAAGAGUUUUUAAAUUAAUAACAUCAAAUCAAAGUGAAUUUUUAUUUCAAGCACCAGAUUUACAAUCUUUAGCUGAAUGGUUAGAUGCUAUUAAAGAUAAUUGUAUAUCAUCACAAUCACAACAAGAUAAACAACAAUUAAUUAUUAAUAAGAAAGAUAAAUCUCAAAGAAUAAGUACUUCAUCAUUACCACCUAUUGCACCUACACAUCAUGCUACUAGUGAACAAGAGUAUGUAUCCAUAUUUAAAUAAAACAAUCCUUCG
This is a messenger RNA of Rotaria sordida, 1242 nucleotides long. The record is from the annotation of a GenBank genome assembly. Lineage: Eukaryota; Metazoa; Rotifera; Eurotatoria; Philodinida; Philodinidae.